This is a messenger RNA of Caenorhabditis remanei, 897 nucleotides long. RefSeq lists its product as uncharacterized. The coding region runs from base 1 to 897 and encodes 298 amino acids. Lineage: Eukaryota; Metazoa; Nematoda; Chromadorea; Rhabditida; Rhabditidae. The record is from RefSeq and is a predicted model, not a curated record. The transcript has 3 exons.
AUGAACUCAGUGAAGCGGUACUUCUUGAACUUGCAUAUCUGGAUUAUUAUUUAUGACAAUUUUUUGGGAGUUCUCACGAUUCCUUAUGUUAUUCUACCGACAUGGUCUGGGUAUACACUCGGUCUACUCCGUCAUCUGGAAGUUUCAGAUAUAACGAUGAAUGUGUUGAUUGUAUUGGCAUGUACUAACACCCUUCUAUCUAUUCUAGCGAUAUUCGAACAUAGAUUCCACAUUGUUUGUACCUAUUCAUGGAAGUCCAAGUGGGAACGUUAUAGACAUUUCUGGCUGGGAACACAUUAUAUGUACGCAGUUCUUGUUUUUAUCCCGUUUUGGUUUUUAGUUCCAGAACAGAUUGAGGCAAAGAAGCAUGUGUUUGAGAAAAUUCCUUGCCUUCCGCCCUCCGUCCGCUCCGGACCUAUAUUCGUCGUCACUGAAGAUUUCACCUAUCAUCUCACCUCUCUCGUUGUAUUCUUACUAAUUGGAAUGAUUGAAUUCUUCGGAUUCAUGUUGUGUUUAGUCUGGAACAUUCUCCAACGUGUCCGUUCCAAGAGAAUGUCCCAGAAAACUUAUGAAGUUCACGUCAAAUUCUUCAUUGCCCUACUCAUCCAAACUGGUAUUCCGACAGUCAUGUUGCUGAUCCCUCUGACUUAUGCUUGGGUCUCUAUACUUUAUAAUUAUUACGAUCAGUCUUUUACAAAUGGAGUCAUCAUAUUCGAAACUCUACACGGAUUAUGCUCUACACUAGUCAUGAUAUUCAUCCAUGCUCCUUAUCGUCAAGCCCUCUUCGCAAUGGUUUUCAGAUGCUACAUGAGAUCUGAUGAGUAUCGCCCCCAAAGUUCGAGUUCAGUGGCACCGACACCAAAUAACCCAAAUGCACCGGAUAAGCCUCAACCGUGA